GGGUCCAUCUGCUGAUGGUUCUGAAUCUGAGCGCCAACUCCUGGGGAACACUUCUGAGUCACUGGAGAAAACAUCUGAGGAGAGAAUGAGGGAGGGACACUCAAAAGGGACAAAUAUCUCUCUCAGCAGUAGCUUCUCUGUGCCCUCACCACAUCCAGAAGAUGGUCUGCAAGGAAACCUGCCUGUAGAGCUUCUCGAAACCUUGGAGGAAAGAGUGGAAGGACAACCACAGGAGGACAUCAGCCUUGAAAACAUGGAUUCAGAUGAUGGCUCUGCACUCCCAAGGCAUCCUAGAGCCAGGAGAUCAACCCAGCAUGACAUACACAUGGUUCACCCUCCCGGUGCCCCAGGAGCUCCAAAAUCCCCAUCUGGAUCCAUGACAUAUCCAGGUCCUCAGCGCCUGAGGAGAAUUAAGAAGGAGGAAACGGGCCCUCCAGAUCCACCCUACUAUUGCCAAAAGGGCGAAAUGGGAGCUCCAGGAGCCCGUGGAAACAAAGGAGAAAAGGGGCAGCCUGGAGAGAUGGGGGAGCCUGGAAAAAAGGGCACCAAAGGAGACAGUGGUGAAAGUGGUCAGAAGGGGGAACCAGGAAUUGGGCUCAGAGGCCCUGUUGGUCAGGCUGGGCCCCCAGGAUUUAAGGGUGAGCCGGGGGCCCCAGGACCUCCAGGAGCCCAGGGUAUUCAGGGCAUUCGUGGCAAUGCUGGCACUCCUGGCUCACAGGGAGACAGAGGGGCUCCAGGUCUACCCGGGACACCAGGACAGAAGGCAGGUGGUGUGAGGGCACUGUGCAUGUUGUGUUGGCCAACCCAAGGCAAGAAUGAGUGUGGUCCUCCUGAUAAUGCCUACACCAAUCCAUUGAAAUCCGCCUGUCUUCAAUGA
Molecule: messenger RNA, 877 nt
Organism: Numida meleagris (helmeted guineafowl)
Lineage: Eukaryota; Metazoa; Chordata; Aves; Galliformes; Numididae
Product: collagen alpha-1(III) chain-like
Exons: 11
Coding region: 86-877 (263 amino acids)
Source: RefSeq, a predicted model, not a curated record